UACGGGAAUUGACAUCGCCAUUUUAUGUGUUUGGCUCUGACACAGGUAGAGUGGAAGUGGUGCGUGGGGUGGUGAGAAAAUCUGGCGAAGUAUAUAAAGUUAUUCGCAAAAUGUUGCUCAAAUACUUAAUCCCCGACAUGAGUAAGUAACGUUAAUCGAGAACGGGUUGCGCGGGUGGUGUAAUCCGGGUAUCAUUAUAAUCUGGUCGAAAUGGUGUAGUGGAGUUGUGCGUGCGUGUGUUUUCAUCGAGUGUUUCCAACACUAGUUUUAACUGCUGUCACACGCUCAGUUAUUUUGUGUUAUCGAGUUAUUGGUGUUGGCUCAUAUCACGCGCAGCCUCCGGAUUUUAUUUUCGAUUUUCUCAUCGGUUACAAUGAGUUCGAGAAAUAUUCCCUCAGACAAGAUAAAUCUACGCCUAAUACUUGUCAGCGGUAAAACAAAAGAGUUCCUAUUUAGUCCGAGCGAUUCUGCUGGAGACAUAGCACACCAUGUGUUUGAAAACUGGCCUGAAGAUUGGGCGGAAGAAGCGGUCGCGAAGGCGGAAAUUUUACGACUAAUUUACCAGGGUCGUUUUCUACACAGCAACGUUACUUUAGGUGCGCUCGGCCUCCCCUUCGGUAAAACAAUAGUAAUGCAUCUUGUCCCACGCGAGAAUCUCCCCGAGCCUAAUUCUCAAGACCAGAGACAAAAGAGUAAAGGCGGCGGAAGCAGUUGCUGCUCAGCCUCGUGUUGCAUACUUUAAAUAUUGGCUACCCUGGAUAUAUAAGGGCUGCUUGAAGCGAGCCGACGCUACGUCCAGGCUGGGCCAUGGUUUCUAAGGUUUUAUGCUGAUGUAUAAUUGUUAGUGGCUGAGUUCGCAAGCAGCGUAGUGUAGUAAGAAUGGUUACACUAAACGAUUGUUAAUGAUUUUAAUGAAAUGUAAUCAACCUUUUAUUUACCGCUAUAAGGAAAGAAAGAGAAAGAAAACAACAACAACACAUACGGUAUUUGUGUAUAUUACAAUUUGGUAUUAUUGUUUCAUUUCAGUUUCUUAACAGUCUCAAUUGUGUAACUGGAUCAAGGCGAUCUUCGCUAUGAAUUUUCUCACACUCGCCAGUAUCGCUACGUGUAAAAUAAAAUUUACCAGCCAGAGUUAGAGCCGAACCGUAAUCUGUGCCGACUAAAUUUUACCAUUUAUAUGUAUAAGCCAGAGAGGGUGGGCUUAACAAUUGCUUUAACAACCCAACCCCGAGUCAAGAUUCUAUAAAGUAUUUUGAGCCGACACUACCGUGCUUCGAAGCUCAACCACUAUCUUACACCACCGCAGCGUUUAAGUUUCAUAGAUGGAGAACAAGUGUGCGAAUGAUAUAAAAUGAUUAACUUGAGUGACUGUUUAUGUUUGAGCGAAUGCGAAAAGGAGUAAAAAUUUAUGUUGUGAUAACGCAGGUAGUGAAUAUAUUAUUAUAUAUACAUACUAUUAUUAAAAUUAUAUAUUAUAUAUACAUAUAUAUUUAAUAUGUUCUCAUGUAUUUGUGUAUGUAUAUAUAUAUAUUAUAUACACGCGUGUGAGAGCAAGGUGAAAAAGAGAAAUAUAUAUGUACAUAAAUAUAUGUAUACGUAUGAAAAACAGUAUGAGAAGAGUUGACCCAAAGUUGAAAACUCUCGUACCAUAGACUUUAUUAUCAUAAAUUUAAAAUAAUAAUAAUAAUAAUAAUAAUAAUAAUAAUAAUAUUAAUAAUAAUAACGAUGAUGAUAAUAUUAUUACGACGCCACUUUGAGAGUUUAGUAUCCACAAUUUAAGAUUACGAGGCAACCUUGGAUCUCUAAUUAACGGUAGUUUUGGCGAAACGGGAUAACGAAGUGAAAAAAGAAUGAUGAAAAAAUAAACCGGAAAACAAGAAUGAAAAUUGUGAAAACCAAAAUCAAAUAUAUUCUCUGUUAGCUCCUGCUCUUAUACGAAGAUCGCUGGAGAACCCUUAGCUUUACUCAUAGAUCCGAUGACCCAGUGCUACGGGUUUAAACCCACGCAUAAAUAGAAUAAUUAUUAUAGUUAGGUCCAACGAAACCGUAAUAAUAUGUUGUAGCCCUAUUCUAUACAUACUCUACCUAUACUAACUGUACUGUACUGUAUUACGACUCUUAAACGAUGCAUAACGAUGUGUAUAUAUAUAUAUUGUCUUCUUGUGUAGUGAGAAAAGAAAGAAAGAAGGAAAGAAAGAAAGAAAACAGAAAAAAAGUAUAUAUAUUAUACGACACAAAAGAAAAUUCAUAAAAAUUUCACGAUUAUCGACAGCAUUGUUUCAUAUCAAAACUCAGUCCUAUCGUCAUCCUUUAUUUAAAUUCAUACAGACGCCGUAAUCGUAUAUUACACCCUAUAAUAAUUAGUACCUGUCACUUUUUAAAAACUAUCGACACUGCACCAUGACCUAUCUAUUGAUUUACAUUAAACGCUCAACACUAAUCGCUCAUAAUUUUAUGAAAUUUAAUUAUGUAAAGAGAAAUUCAAGUAAACUCCAGCUUUACAUAAGAAAAAUAUGUAAAUCGAAAAUUUGAAAUAUCGAUAUUCUUCAUCACAUGUAUACGUUGUGAAUGAAAAUUAAAUUUGUGUAUUAAAAAAAAAAGAGGAGAAAAGUAAAAAAAAAAAAAAAAAAAAAACAACAACAACAACAUUAAAGAAAUGAAAUAAAAUUAAUCAACAAAAUUUAACAAUCUCAUCGCAUAUGAAAUAAGUAACAGAGUUUGUAACCGAAAUACUGUAUAACCUUGUUAAAGUGUCGUAGUAUUUAAUUAACGAGUUAUCUUAAUUACCUGACUAAUCAGUUAUUGAUCAGUUUGUUAGUCAAAUAUCUUACGGAUCGUAUCCAUUCCCCAAAUGUUCAGAUCGAAACGCUUUCCUAUAAUACUGUAAUCAACGUUACAUGUGUAAUUGUUUGAAAAAUGGAAUCCUUUGAAAGGAUUCGAUUAGUUUUCGCUUCAAUCACGACGGUCCAGUGCAGUUCUUCGUAGAGCACAAUCGUGCAGUUAUCAAUUGUUUUUUUUUUUUUGUUUUUUUGUUUUUUUCAUUAAAUUUCAUGAUUGUGACUUAUGAACGACUCGGCUACAAACCCUGGCUAAAAUUAUUACAUUGGUUGACAAGACUCGUAGAGUAGUCUGACACAAGCGUGGUCACCACACUGUGUUCAUGACAGUUAUUUAUUAUUUAGCCUGAUUUUCAUUCGUUUUGUUAUUAUAAUGAAUUUUUCUUCUACUUUGUUCUCGUUUUUAUAGUUUCUUCCUAUUAAAAUUUUAAUAAUCACAGCUGCUCAAGAAUCAGAUCAAUUGAUGCUCAUUGUAUUUUAUUUAUUCCGUAUAAUUUCUUUGAUGCUCAAAGUAAUCUUUGCCAAUUCUGUAACAGAUAUUUGAUAUAAAUUAAAUAUAAUUUUUUUUUUUUUUCAUUUUUGUCGUGUCGCUUUACUUAAAACACCUGUAUAAUUCAAUUCUCCGAUAAAUUACCUAAGCACGUGUGCAAUUGGUGAUUCGGUUCACUUCAUUUUCUCACCUGACUUACAAAGUGUUUAUAUCAGAAUCAAUAUGUGGCAGGGAAAAACGCGAAAUAUGCUCAUAAAUUUGCUAGUAAACUCAAAUCGUUAACUAAUUCGAUACGUCAUUGUCUUUCAUACCUUAGCCCUAAUUUUAGCGGAAUCAACAAAUCUUAAAUGUUGCUAUUCUGGCUCAUUUUGAAUGUUAAUGAAACUAAUGAUACUGCAAGAAGAAUACCUGAAUUACUUAAAAUUGUUUUUCGAGUUAAUUUCAAAUAUUUAACUUGUACUGAAAAUUAUUAUACAUGCAUAUUCGAAUUUAGUUGUCUGUUCUGGAUGCAAGUACGUCGAUGAUGAUUGUUAUUAUUAUUAUUUUUUUUGUUAACAGACGUCGAUAGACGAUCGUUGAGCUUAUUAUGUCCAGACUGUGCGACGCAGUUGAAAUGUUUUAUUUUCUUUUGUUCGUUUUUAUUUAACUUGACGUAGCAUAAUAACCAUUCAAGAGAGCAACAAUAUUUGACAUAGUACGAGCACAGUUCCGCUACUUACUCUGGUUGUAAAAUAUGUUUAAUUAACUUCGAAGACAUUGAAUGUUUGAUUAUAUUAUUUGAAUAAUUAAAUUAAUGUUACGUACGAAUAAAUAAUAGCCUUAAUCGAUUUCUUGUACAACUUUUCUUUUCCUCUUUGGAUUUUUCUUUUUUAUAUAUAUAUUCUUUAAUUUUUUUUUCUUUCGACGUAUUAUUAUAAUUUAAGGUCGUUCACGAAUUGAACACGCGAAAAUAGAAAUUCAAUGUUUAAUCUAAUUAAGACCAACAACGAUUACAAAGGUUCAAGACGAAUCUUGACAUUCUGCAGAAGCCAUGUGAUUUCGUUGACUAGCAACUAUCGUAUAAAGAAUUAGGCAAAAAGUGCCGAGAGACUCUCGAUAACUGCAACUACUACACGGAGCAUAAAUAAUCAUUCGUUAUAUUAGCAAGAUAAGUGACUCUGAAGUGAAAUGAUAUAAAUAUAUAUAUCGGGAUUGCGAAACACGUCGUAAUGGCAAGCUUAUUCAUUCCACGCUAUUUGAACUUAUGUCAGUAAUGGUGCUAGCGUAGAAUGACGUUUGAGCUUUAAGAAUUCUGUAAUAUAAAAUAUUGUACCCUUUCAUGAAUCAUUCGACGAGUCAGUUACCAAUACUUAAAUUAAUGUCAAAUCAUUUCUGCGUGUACAGCUAAGUUGUGCUUGAUCUUAUUGUACAAUAAAAUAGAAAUAAAAUAUCGGUUCCUUUUUUAUUUUUCUUCAUUAUCUUCUCCAUUCUAUGUUCUCUUUUUUUCUAAAAACAAAAUUUUGUGAACGACCUAUAUCGAUGCCCAGAAACGCCGAACGAUCUUGUAAAUAGCUCAAAAUUUUUGGCAAAAGUAACGCGACUACAUAUCAAUUGGAUUGUAGAGCAUUUAAAUGUUUAAAUGCUAACGAAUAUGAAUACCAAAAAAUAUCUUACGUAGUCUCAGAUUUUUUCAGAUGGUACCGAAUAUGGCAAAAGGUGCGUUACUACGCCUUGGCUUGUUCCAAAUUUUGCAGUUAUUCGAAAUGACACGCUUACCUCAGAAAUAAUAUUGAAAUCAUUUAAACAAGUUGAUUCAGUUGGAAUGUUGAUGUAAAUUAUUGAAUAGCAAAAUUUUGUGCAUUGAUCUUGAGCAUUUACCAAGAUAAUAGAUAAAAGUAUACAUAUAUAUAUAUAUAUAUAUAUGUAUAUGAAUUACAGAUGAAAGAUAAGCAUAUUUUAGAAAAGCCUAAUUAUUAUUAUUAUUAUUAUCAUCGUUCGAAAGAAGGUUUUUUUUAAAUAUGAUUUUAUAAAAAUUUGUAGCAUGGCCUACAUUCUAGCCAUUUUAAGUACAGACUUAGAUACCAUUAUAUCGCAUGUGUGUAGAAAAAAAUAAUUAAUGUAUCAUGAAACUAUACAAUACUAUGAACUACUCGAGGCGUAAUUAAAAAUACACAAGAAUAAAAAUUGUCCAUGGUGAAAAUAGUUAUUCGAUGAAGAGAUUAUAAAAUAAUGAAUAUUGUAUCAGAUUAUAUGAAUAUAUAUUGUUAGGUGAUUGUGCAUAGGUAUGAAUAAUUUUUUAAAAUUAUCUUCUUUGGAAACGCGUUAGUAAAAUUUUAAAAAUUUUAAAAGUAAAAAAAAAUAUUAAGAAUAAUAAUAAUGAUAAUAACUAAUAAAUCCACUACGAAAAUUAUUCUGCUUUCAUAUUACAUUAUUUUGUUUAGAAUAAUAUGAAAUCAUUAAUAAUUUCUAUGAAAAAAAUAUAUGUUUCUUAAUUCCUACAAUAUACAUACAUAUAUUAUGUUUAUCAAUGCUACUAGAUUAUAGAUAAUAUUCAUCUGUAAAUAGAACAAUUGAUAUUUCAAGUAAUACUAAAUGUUUUAGAAUAUUUUCAUCAAAACCAUCCAUUCGAAAAUAACAAUAAACCAAUUUGUUUGUUAUUAUUUUCAAGACGGUAUGCAAGAAAAUGAAAUUAGUUUAUUGCAAAUAGGAACAGAAGAGGUGAUAACUAGGUUUUGCUAGUCCAUCAAUCUGGCUCCGAUUGCUAAAUACAUUUAACAAGUAAUUGAGGCCAUUGAGGUUUGCUUACCAAACUCGUGCACGGUUUCUUAUACUUUACAUUUUGUCGUUUAUAUGGGGUACACGUUUUGUUGAAUGACGAAAUAUGUGAAACUACAGUUUGUUAAGUUAUCUUUGAAAUGUUCUCUUAUUUAUAAAGAGACUAGUGGAUUGUUACCAUUGCCUGAAAUUGUAUAGUAAAUACUCGUUGAUAAAUUCGAGGUAAUCGCAGGGUAACUAAUAGUUGCUAGUUCGUUUACUCUUACAAUGCCGAAUAGAUAACAGUCGACAUUAACUUUGUCUGCCUAUCAGUAAUUACAGUGAUAAUAGAUUUCCUUGAACUAUUGCUGCAUUUCACUGCCACUGGCCUAGUGUUUACUAAAUAAAAAUGGGUGUACAGCAAUACGUAUUCUACACUCUUAGCAUUGAUUUUCGAGCCCCUUUUUGAAACGUCAUUCGACCCUGUGGACGAAGGAUUUCAACAAUAAGGUUCACCUAACAUAAGCUAUUUUUCGCUAAACCUGAAUACCUAAUCUAUAAUGUCACCAGGCUAGCA
Diprion similis is the source of this 6637-nucleotide messenger RNA. It is a transcript of the gene UBL3, whose product is annotated as ubiquitin-like protein 3. Gene Ontology annotation, molecular function: protein binding. Lineage: Eukaryota; Metazoa; Arthropoda; Insecta; Hymenoptera; Diprionidae. The transcript has 4 exons. The record is from RefSeq and is a predicted model, not a curated record. Bases 374 to 742 code for a protein of 122 amino acids.